AUGCCACAGCCACUUCUCUACUCGACGCGUGCAUCCGCUCAUUGGUCUUGUGCCAAGCACUCAGACCACAUAAUGCCUGACCGUUCAGGUUACGAACCGCUGUCUGCCUCUGAUUCCAAUGCUCUUGACGAAGAUGGCGACACCUCACCCGACGCCCCACCUGCACGCGGCCGUCCCCGGCGAGCAAGGAUGGGCUCAGUCGACCUGUCUGGCCUCGACACUGCGUUCAAGCAAUGGACCGCCACUAUAGCCUCGAAGCUCAAGCUUCAGAACAAGAAGACCAAGAGUGGGCCAUCGAAGCGCCAGAUAUACCAGAGCGUCUUCGAGCCCACCGUCGCUGAUCCUGACACGGAGUCCGAGCAACCAGUCAAGACCUUGGAUCACAAGGAGCCCAUGACGCAAGCCGAGUUCAACGCAUUAGUGCAGAGCGUCAAGAGCGCGAUUGGAGAAGGGAUACAUCCGAAGAUGAUCGUUAAAGGGUCCUCCGGAUCUUACUUUGCUCGAGCCAAGAAUGCCGCCGACGGUCGUGUGCAUACUGUUGCGGUAUUCAAGCCUAAAGACGAAGAACCCUAUGGUCGCCUUAAUCCGAAGACGACCAAAUGGCUCCACAGGCAACUGAGAUGGAUCAUUCCCUUCGGACGUGCUUGUUUAAUUCCAACCUGUCGUACAUCAGCGGCGGCUUCUCUCUUGGACACUCGCCUACAGCUGAACAUCGUGCCUCCAACACAGCUCGCUUCCCUGUCUAGCCCCGCCUUCUUCUAUGAUUGGCUGGAUCGCAGUGCUGCCAAGAAGGGCAAACCGCUGCCAGACAAGAUUGGCAGCAUGCAAUUCUUUCUCACCGGGUACCAGGACGCUUCUGAAUUCUUGCGCAAACAUCCAUGGCCUGGUCGAUCAAUCGCCGACACAUUUGAUGACUCUACACAUCGAACGAGCAACCUGUCGAAGCGAUUUACUGGAGCGUUGUCCGUCGUGUGCGGAAAGACAGGGGACGCUGACGACGAUCUGUACGAUGAACCGGAUUACGAGGAGGAACGGUUGUUCGAUGUUUCCGAGGCGGGCGACUCUCGGCCGUUUUAUUGGAGUCAGGCGCUCCAGGCAGGGUUCCGGGAGGAACUCGAGAAGCUCGUCAUUCUCGACUACCUGAUGUUGAACACCGACCGAGGCGCAGACAAUUACAUGAUCAAAUACUGCGAGGCUGAGCACGAAAAGUCGUUGGUGGAUGUUGCCCCGUCUCGAGAUGCACGGCCCCAAAUGCCGACUAUGAGCCAGCUUCGCCAGGACGGAUCCCCACAAGUGCAUUUUUCGCCCUCAAACUCGUCGAUGGGACCUUCGGCUUCGGCGAGCAGUAUACCAGGCGCCCCGCUUGAUUAUACCCGACGGCCUCAUAUCCACAUCGCUGCUAUAGAUAACUCUCUGUCCUUUCCCCAUGAGCACCCUCAAGGGUGGAGAAACUACACUUAUGGCCCGCUGGCCGUUAUCGGCCGACCUUUCAGUGACAAGACUCGCAAGCAUUUCUUGCCACUUCUGACCUCAACAGAAUGGUGGGAGGAGACGACGUUCCAGCUGCUCAAAAUCUUCAGCGUGGACCCGGACUUCCAUCCGAAGAUGUUUGCUGUAGGAUGCUUCCCUUUACGUCAAUUGGCUGUUAUUAAAGGCCAAGCUUGGAAUAUUGUGCAGUGCCUUAGACACGACGACGAAGGUUGUUGCUAUGCCUUUGUCUGUGCUCAUGCAAUUAAUUUAUUGGGACCAGGCCCACUGGAGCUGACCCGGCGAAGUAAAGUUCUUGUUUGGGACGAUGAAAUAGAAAUCGACGACGACGAACGGACGGAAAUAAGACCGGCGCCUUCCUCGCCUAGACUUUCGAUCGCGAGCGUGCCUCUCCCCCGGCGAACGAGAAGCCGGAGUUCGGGAAGCGAGUUCCCUCCACCUAUGAUGCAUCGCAUGUCGUCGGAAGCGUCCGGCGUUCCUCGACCGGUGCCCUUCUCAGCCAGGUUCAAACGCGUCCACCCGGGAACACAAGGGAUCCUCGUGCUGGAGCACCUGGAGCGUUUGGACGCCGUCGAGGCCAGCUUGCGCGACCUCGGGGUCGACGAAUCCGAGGAAGUCGACGUCGGGGAAUCAUCGAGCACUCCAGUUGCCCAUCCUUCUCUCCCUGUCCCAACUUCGCCGUUCUCGCCGCCGUCAAGCCCGCCGCUUCCAACGGUACCCGAAACGGCGUCUUCGGACGAGGACGAAGAGGAAGAUGUUGCUAUGCUGUCCAAGUCAAUGACUGCCGCCGAGGGCCAUCAGCGCUGGGGAAGCCACAUGCCAGCCACACCGGAGUGGAUACAUCCGGGUGUAUCUGCCAAGCGCACAGUUGUGGUUGAGCGCCUCGAGACUGUAUCACGGAAACCGCUAUGCAGUUGUUGGUAGCAUGUAGAUAAUGAAUACACUAAUCGCCUUCCGACAGUAACCACUGCGCAAAACUGUCCAGCCGAGCUUUUUCUGCCUCAUCACUGUCGCCAAUAAUGUCAUCGC
Mycena citricolor is the source of this 2517-nucleotide messenger RNA. NCBI's taxonomy places the organism in Eukaryota, Fungi, Basidiomycota, Agaricomycetes, Agaricales, Mycenaceae. The record is from the annotation of a GenBank genome assembly.